AUGUCAACUGAAGGAGACAAGAAGAUAGAGAAACUGCCCAGAAAGGUACCAGGAGGAGGUCCCGUGGGUGUGGGCACCAGGAGACCGCCCAUUGGUGCGAGUGGGCCAGGUAUCAAUGCGGUGCAUGUCAAUGCUGCCAGAGACAUGGUCAAGAUACACACCCAAGGAAGACAACCACCGGUGCAAGUGAAAGUCCCUCAUAGUGUCCCGGUGUCGGUUCCACCAUCGGGGUCAACAAGACCAUCAGGGUCGACAUCUUCGAGGUUUCAAGUGCCAGCGCCCAGAACUCCCCCAGUGGUUUCUGUCCCCGCAAAGGCAAACCACGACAAUGAUGAGUGUAGAAACCCCCAGUGUCCUCACUGUGGCCUGGUGAUCAUUCCCUCGCCCAAAUCGUCAUACCCAAUUCAAGAUAAACCCUCAAUAACGGUCAAUGACUGGAGUAUCUUCGUGAUAAAGAAACCGAUAUGCAACGCUGUGGAACUUGACAAUUUGGCAGAGACCAAGUUCUCGUUCCCCUUGCCUGAAAUGAUCUUUGGCAACAAUUCCAUCAGGAUAGCGAACGAAAAGGAGGGCACUUUAAUUGAGUUUAACACAAUUGACGCAUUGGAGGGCCUACAAGAGGGCUGCGACUUUAAAGUCAGCUACCACAAGGAGUGGUUGAAAUCAAGAAGAACCGAGACGGAGAAGGGAGCAGGCGGUUCCCACGAAGCUGCGGAAACAAGCAAUACUACCAGUGGUUCUUCUGGCUCUUCUCCGUUGCCUUCUAACACCACGAAGGAUCUCACGAGACUAACAGAUUUAGAAUCACUCAAGCCGUAUGACUGGACGUACUCCACGAACUAUAAAGGUUCCAUCACCCACCCAGAGCCCGGGUACCUAAAAGCAACCGAAACCACCAAAAUACCGAUCCAUAGACUCACCAGGCCAGAUCCCAUUCUCUUUUUCGACGAAAUGGUGCUCUUUGAAGACGAAUUGGGUGACAACGGAAUAUCCAUGCUCACAGUAAAAAUUAGAGUCAUGCCCACAUGCUUGCUUCUACUCAGCAGGUUCUUCCUCCGAAUCGAUAACGUUGCCUUUAGGGUAAGAGAUACAAGAAUAUUCAUUGACUUGGAAACGUCUCACAUUGUGAGAGAAUAUAAGGAACAAGAGAGUACAUACGAGAGUACAUUGCAGAAGGUAACCGGAGGCUCAUCCAAAACCUCCGACCCCAAGGGAUUGCUCAGAGACACAAACUGGGUUUCUCAGAAUAUACCAGUGUUAAAAGUAGAAACUGAGACCAAUAGAGAAAUAGAGUAG
Dujonia railenensis is the source of this 1296-nucleotide messenger RNA. The record is from the annotation of a GenBank genome assembly. NCBI's taxonomy places the organism in Eukaryota, Fungi, Ascomycota, Pichiomycetes, Serinales, Debaryomycetaceae.